UCCAAAUUUUAUUUGUUAACAUUAGUAUCAGAAAUAUAAGUGUAGCUUUCGCGGAGUUAUUUUUCUCGUUCAAAAUGUUAACAUCCGCUCUAUACUAUUGUUUUCUGUCAUAUCUCGUGAUAAAGACAGCAUAUAGUCAAGCAACUUGUUCAUGUGAACUACCGGAUUCAGACUUUGCGACUGGCGUCAAUCUCGUCUAUUACAACAGCAAUGACGAAACUCCUGCAACGACUGACUUCCCCAUCACGCAGCCACGGUUGUUGGAUAUUUUGGAUACGGAUAAACGAGUAAUUUUUUACAUAUUUGGAUAUAAUCAAGUUGCAAACGAUUUAAGUGUUCAGGCAGUAAUAAAUGCGCUCUGUCAUGGAAAUACGGAUAAUGUUGUAUUACUCGAUUGGACCAAAUAUUCAAAUGGCAGCAGUUACGCAACUACCGCCGAAAACAGUAAAAAAAUAGGCAGUUUGUUCGCUCGAAGUAUACAAAUACUUGUGAACAACGGUCUUGACGUAUCGAAAGUCUAUCCUGUUGGCUUUUCCUUGGGUGCUCACAUAGCUGGCUUUGUUGGCAAAUGCAAUAACUUCGUGCUACCUCGUAUUACAGGAUUGGAACCCGCAAAUCCUGAGCUUUAUCUUUCUGGAUGCUAUCUCGAACCUUCAGAUGCAAUGUAUAUAGAUGUCAUUCAUACGGACAUGGGCGGAAUUGGCACCGCUAUUCCUGUAGGAUCAGCUGAGUAUUUCGCAAACACAGGCGCUCGUCCUCAACCUGGUUGCAAAAUUAGUGCUCCUUUGUUCGAUUUUUGCAAUCACUUAAAAGCAGGCGAAAUAUAUGCACUAUCGAAACUUCAACCGACAGAAUUUAGUGCACUAGAAUGUCUUUCGUAUACUGAUUAUGCAAAUGCUGUAUGCAGAAACAAUUUGCAGACUGGCGUUGGAUAUAAUGCAUCAACUAAUGUGUAUGGACACUUUUAUUUCAGUACAGGAGUUAUAAACGUACCAUAAACCGAUAUUAAUAUACCUAUAAAUAUCUCAAAAAAUAUUAUAAGAAUGUGUAUUCUCUGAUAAAAAUAACAAAUCAGAUAUAAAUAUAUAAUUGAGAAAGAUGCAUAAUAUUUACCGUAAUUUAUUGACAUAUUAUCACUUCUUUUAAGACAACCAGAUUUUAGCAAAAAUUUAAUAUUAUUAAUUGUAGUAAAUUAUGUAUUUACUACAAUCAUUUUUAUAUUAAUUUAGACAUGCAUAUUCUGAUUUCUUAUGCGUGCAAUCAAUUGCACGAUUAGUCGAUUUUGUUUUCGCGACAACGAAUCGAUAUCGAACUGUCGCAGAGUCGUGAUAGAUAAAUCGAUCGAAUUAUACGUGUUUAUAUUUCUUUUUUUUUUUUGACUUACCUAUCUCGGACUAAAUUCACCGUUUACUAAUGUAUUGUAAUAAUAACCGUAACUUUCGGAAAAAUACUUAUACAUUCUAUUUCACAAAUUAUAUUGGUCAGAUUAUUCAAACAUUAAAUUGAAAUAUUAUUAAAUCUAUCGAUUUACAUUUUAA
This is a messenger RNA of Nylanderia fulva, 1538 nucleotides long. Its product is annotated as lipase member I-like. Gene Ontology annotation, molecular function: lipase activity. The record is from RefSeq and is a predicted model, not a curated record. NCBI's taxonomy places the organism in Eukaryota, Metazoa, Arthropoda, Insecta, Hymenoptera, Formicidae. Gene Ontology annotation, biological process: lipid catabolic process.